AUGGACCGAGUUGACAAGCCCCAGAACGUCACCUCCAAAGGCUCAGCUGCCGACUUGGUUACCGACACCGACCGCGCCAGCGAGGAGGCAUGCCUGUCUGUACUGACGUCUGCCUUCCCCAACCACUCCCUCCUGGGGGAGGAGGGCGGUGCCCUGGGUGCUGUGGGCUCGGACUACCUCUGGUGUGUGGACCCCCUGGACGGGACAACAAACUUUGCCCACGGCUACCCAUCCUUUGCGGUGUCGGUGGCCGUGCUGCGGCACGCGCUGCCGGUAGCGGCCUGCGUGGUGGAAUUUGUGGGGGGCCCAGGCGUGUGGGGAACGCGCACAUUCAAGGCCGUCAGGAAUGGGGGCGCGUUCUGCAAUGGGGAGAGGAUGCGGGUCAGCGGUACCAAGACGCUGGACAAGUCACUACUGGUGACGGGCUUUGGGUACGAGCAUGAUGAGGCUUGGGCGGCGAACAUGGAACUGUUCAAACACUUCACUGACGUCACCCAGGGAGUGCGGCGGCUGGGUGCAGCUGCUGUCGACCUAUGCCACGUUGGUCUAGGGAUCACUGAGGCCUACUGGGAAUACAGGUUGAAACCUUGGGACAUGGCCGCGGGCGUCCUGGUCGUCGAGGAGGCGGGCGGGACCGUCACCACCCUGGACGGCCUCGCCUUCUCCGUCUUCGACAGGUCCGUCCUGGCCACCAACGGCUACGUCCACGGUGCCAUCCUGGAGAAGACCGAGCCGGCAACGGAGAAGCUCCUGGAAGACGGCGUAGACCUAUCCCCCUGGUUCAUUCCGGAGGGGUAUGGGGUCAGAUCGGGGGCGCAAUUGGAUGCUUGA
Ostreobium quekettii is the source of this 831-nucleotide messenger RNA. The record is from the annotation of a GenBank genome assembly. NCBI's taxonomy places the organism in Eukaryota, Viridiplantae, Chlorophyta, Ulvophyceae, Bryopsidales, Ostreobiaceae.